AAAACAAAACGUGGAUUCCCUGACUACGCAUUGUGAUGACCAGCAAUUACCUUACUGACUGAUACCGGGAGACGAAUAUUUUGCAAGACUGUGGGAACAGCCUUGGAAAACUGGAAGAUGAAAGCUCCUAUUCCUCACUUAAUCCUCUUGUAUGCUACUUUUGUUCAGAGUCUGAAGGUUGUGACCAAAAGGGGCUCAGCUGAUGGAUGUACUGAUUGGUCAGUGGAUUACAAGAAAUAUCAAGUCUUAGUGGGAGAACCUGUUCGUAUAAAAUGUGCAUUGUUCUAUGGAUAUAUUAGAGCAAAUUACACCAUAGCACAAAGUGCUGGACUCAGUUUGAUGUGGUAUAAAAGCUCUGGACCUGGGGACUUUGAGGAACCUAUAGCUUUUGAUGGAACUAGAAUGAGCAAAGAGGAAGAUGCCAUUUGGUUUCGCCCAACAGUAGCACAAGACAGUGGACUUUAUGCAUGUGUCAUAAGAAACUCUACUUACUGUAUGAAAGUAUCCAUUUCGCUGACAGUGGGUGAAAAUGACACAGGCCUCUGCUACAAUUCAAAGAUGAAAUACUAUGAAAAAGCUGAACUUAGCAAAACCAAGGAAAUUUCAUGCCCUGACAUACAGGAUUUUUUAAUACCAUAUAGAGAGCCUGAAAUCCUGUGGUAUAAGGAAUGCCAAAUGAGAACCUGGAGACCAAGUAUUCUGUUCAAAAAGGACAUUCUUGUUAUGCGGGAGGUCAGAGAAGAUGAUAUUGGAAAUUAUACUUGUGAAUUGAAGUAUGGAUUGUUUGUUGUCAGAAGAACUACAGAAUUAACAGUUACAGCACCACUGACAGAGAAACCACCAAAGCUUUUGCACCCUUCAGAGAGUAAAUUGAUAGUUCAAGAGACACAGCUAGGCCAUUCUGCUAAUCUCACCUGCCGAGCAUUCUUUGGAUACAGUGGAGAAGUCAGUCCUUUAAUGUACUGGAUGAAAGGCGAAAAGUUUAUUGAGGAUUUGGAUGAAAGUCGGGUUUGGGAAAGUGAUAUUAGAGUUCUUAAGGAACAUCUUGGAGAACAAGAAGUUUCCAUCUCAUUAAUCCUUGAUUCAGUGGAAGAAGGAGACCUCGGAAAUUACUCGUGUUACGUUGAAAAUGGAUAUGGCCGCAGACACGCCACCGUUAUUCUACUUAAAAGGGAGCUAAUGUACACAGUUGAACUUGCUGGUGGACUUGGUGCUAUUCUGCUGCUUCUUAUUUGUUUAGUGACUAUUUACAAAUGCUACAAGAUUGAGAUUAUGCUAUUCUACCGGAAUCAUUUUGGUGCUGAAGAACUAGAUGGAGACAAUAAAGAUUAUGAUGCAUAUCUGUCAUACACCAAAGUGGAUCCUGACCAGUGGAAUCAGGAAACUGGGGAAGAAGAACGGUUUGCUCUUGAGAUCUUACCAGAUAUGCUUGAAAAGCACUAUGGAUACAAGUUGUUUAUUCCGGAUAGAGAUCUGAUUCCAACCGGAACAUACAUAGAAGAUGUGGCAAGAUGUGUAGACCAAAGCAAGCGAUUGAUCAUUGUCAUGACUCCAAGUUAUGUGGUAAGAAGAGGCUGGAGUAUCUUUGAACUGGAAACAAGACUUCGAAACAUGUUAAUUACUGGAGAAAUUAAAGUGAUACUGAUUGAAUGCAGUGAACUCCGAGGAAUUAUGAAUUACCAGGAAGUGGAGGCCCUGAAACAUACCAUCAAGCUCCUUACUGUUAUUAAAUGGCAUGGACCAAAAUGCAACAAGUUGAAUUCCAAAUUCUGGAAACGUUUACAGUAUGAAAUGCCUUUUAAGAGGAUUGAACCCAUCACACAUGAGCAGGUUUUAGACAUCAGUGAACAAGGACCCUUUGGGGAACUGCAGACAGUCUCAGCAAUUUCCAUGGCUGCUGCUACCUCCACUGCUCUGGCCACUGCCCAUCCUGAUCUGCGCUCCACCUUUCAUAACACAUAUCAUUCCCAGAUGCGCCAGAAACACUAUUAUCGAAGCUAUGAAUACGACGUACCUCCUACCGGCACCCUGCCUCUUACCUCAAUAGGUAACCAGCAUACCUACUGCAACAUCCCUAUGACACUUAUUAAUGGGCAGCGACCACAGACAAAAACUAACAGAGAGCAGAAUCCUGAUGAGGCUCAUACGAACAGUGCUAUACUGCCACUCUUACCACGGGAAACCAGUAUAUCAAGUGUCAUUUGGUGACAGAAAUGGAAGGGGAAAUUUGGCCCCCUUAAGUAGAAGCAAAGUCUGCAGUCUGGUGCCUGGAACUACAUCCUUGACUGCUGCUGUUAAACAUGCAUUACAAUCUAUGAAAUAUGAGGAAAAACAGGGUCUUGUACAUACAUUUUUGCAAAUUUCUUUGUAGCAUCAGUCUUCCUGUUUUAUCCAUGUCUCUUGCCAUUCACAUUUUGACAUGUUGACUUUGUUUUAUAUGCCAUUGGGAUUUGUAUAUUUAAAUUUUUAAAAGAGAAAAACGAAGAGACUGCUGUAUAGAUAGGAGAGCCCUUUUUGCUUCAUUAGUAUAGUUUAUGUGUUAUUUUUUAACAUUUCUUGGGAAUGCUUGGACAAAGCUCUGUUGAGUCCAAAACAUUAUCCAUUUUGUUGGCCUGCCUAGCCUGACACUCAAAGGCCAUGCUUGCAGCAAUUCACCAGUGUGUGUGUGUGUGUGUGUGUGUGUGUGUGUGUGAACACUUGUUCUUAGGAGGACCCCACUGAUGAUUCAUAGCCCUUUUCAAUCAUUAUCCCACUGCC
Molecule: messenger RNA, 2757 nt
Organism: Euleptes europaea (tarantolino)
Lineage: Eukaryota; Metazoa; Chordata; Lepidosauria; Squamata; Sphaerodactylidae
Gene: IL1RAPL1
Product: interleukin 1 receptor accessory protein like 1
Exons: 11
Coding region: 118-2208 (696 amino acids)
Biological process (GO): negative regulation of exocytosis; signal transduction
Source: RefSeq, a predicted model, not a curated record